Messenger RNA from Clunio marinus, 213 nucleotides. Lineage: Eukaryota; Metazoa; Arthropoda; Insecta; Diptera; Chironomidae. The record is from the annotation of a GenBank genome assembly.
AUGAUAACGAAAAAAAAAUGUUUAGAAACUUUCUCAACCUUGAAUUCUCGUCAAACAGACUUGACAACUUAUGAAACGAAAUGUUUAUUAGAACAACAUCGUAUGAAAAAAGUUAAACUUUUGAAGUUGAACCUUCAAAGAUCAGCAAUCAAGAAAAAAAAAUUCAGAUUUCGCUUUUCUAAGAAGCAGCUGCAAAAAUCAAGGCGAGUUUGA